AUGUCACAAAUACAGCUGCUAACCUCGGUGAUUAACCAAUUGCAUAAGAUCAGUGGCAACUCAUCAUACAAGUAUAUGCUUGUAACUCAAGAUGAUUCACAUCCAAAUACUGAAUUAACCUUCCAUUAUUCGUCCCAUUUCAACCUGGGACAAAUUGAAGAUUUGAAGUUGUUGCUUGGAAGAUCGUCAUUAACGACAAUUAAACCAACUUUAAUCAAUCUGUUCCCAUUAACACUAACCAAGAAUCAAUCACCACAACAAUUGUUGAAUCAAUAUCGUGAUUUAUUCAAUUCAUUAUCACAAUACGUUUGUAAAGAUGUUGCUAAGGCGUGGAUAAAGAUACUUGAACCUAAUAAACAAGCAUUGUUUCCUUAUCGUGAUUACAAUAAAUCAAAGCCAGAUUGGUGGCCACCUUUUGUUAAUCACAUAGAGCCUGAUCAUUUGGACAAAGUUGGUCGUGUUGAAGUGUUGAUUAAUGUUUUGAGACACCCACGUUUUGAUUUAAGACGAGUUGAUUUAAAACAAUAUCAAGAAAAACCAGUAUUGUAUUCAUUGCUCAAGGAAAUCUUGUACUUGGCAAUGUAUGAACGUAUGUUUUUUAAUUUACUUCGUCAUCAGGAUGAACUAUUCUACUUGAUUCCUCAACAUGAACAAAAAUUGUUUGAUUUGGAUAGAAUUCAAAUCAUGACUAGUUGGGUAAAGCAUCCUUUCAAAAAAGAUGAAGUUAUUAUGGCAAGUAAAAUUGUUCCCAGGGAAAUGAAUACACGUAUUUAUGGGUUGAAUGAGACUAAUGAGAUGGAUGAGGAGGAAGAAAGGGAUGUUGGAGAUGAAAAAGAGACUAUUGGUUGUGGUAAUAGAAAGACAUUGGUGGUUAAGUUGAGACACAGACGUGGUGGGAAGGUCGAAAAGCUUAGUUUGGGGAGAAAGCAAACUAGAGCCACGUUCAAGAGAGAAAUUGCUAAACGGGAAAAUCUGACAAAGAAACUGAAGAAACAGGUUAGUGACAGGCAUGGUGAUGGUGAUAUAAGCAGCAGGAAUGCUUUUGAAACCAAGUUGGAUGCUAUUGUCGGUAGUGAAGGUCCUCGCAACAUUGAUUGUCUUGAAGAUGAUGAAGAGGAUGCCAAAAUGGAAGACUUCAACACUGUGCCUGUGAAGAGGGAGGAUAAGAAUAUGAAUGUUGAGCAUUCAGAAAUUGACCUUGCUGAAAGGAUGGAAGUAGAACAAAAUAUGAUCCUCAAAAAGGAUCCAGUCACCAAGCAAUUUACAGAAGAGCCAAAGCUUGGUUCACCAUUUAGCUACAAUUCAGAAGAAACUGCUGACGAGAAUGUUGGCGAUGCCACUGAUGAGGAAUACGUUGACAGUGGUGAAGAAGAGUCUGAGGUUGAGCCUCAAAGUAUUAGCACCCAAUUUGGUUAUUGUAAUGCAAGAGCUGACAGCACUAUUAUGUUGAAAACACCUGAGAUUGAGUCAUCAAGCAAGUUUGAUACAGACAGAAACAAUUCGAAUAAGAAUCGCAUUCGGAAUUAUCAAUAUCCAAUCACGCCAGCAUCGAGUAGUAAUAACAUUCAAGGUUUGGCUGCAACACCAAUGGCAAGGAUUAACCACAUGGACACUAGGAAUCAUCACCAACAGGUGGAAGAUGACGAUGAUGUGUAUGUUGUCAUCACCACGCCCACAAUCGACACCCACGUGGCCCAUUUCUCCACUCCAUGUAACAACAUCAUUACUCAUGUCAAUUGUCCACCACCACCUCAUCAUCCAACUUACAAUAAUAUAAACAAUGACCAUAUCAAGCAAGACUUUCUCGAUUUCCACCAACUGUCAUGCUUGUCUAACGAUUGCGACGAGUAUGGCAAUAAUGUAAUGGGGAUCAUGAACCAAAUUGGAUCCACUACUGAUGGAUGUGAAGGGUGUGGUAGCGGUUGUGGUCCGUGCGAUGCAUGUGGUGCAUAUGGUGGGUGCGAUUUUGAAUCUGACUUGACUGAUUAUGUAUCCGAUCAUUCCAGUUGUGCUGGUAGUUUCGCUGACAAGAGUGAUGAUACCGAUUAUGAGGUCACUGAUCGGUACGAUUCAAAGAACAGCGAAUGA
Molecule: messenger RNA, 2088 nt
Organism: Lodderomyces parapsilosis
Lineage: Eukaryota; Fungi; Ascomycota; Pichiomycetes; Serinales; Debaryomycetaceae
Exons: 1
Coding region: 1-2088 (695 amino acids)
Source: RefSeq, a predicted model, not a curated record